Molecule: messenger RNA, 501 nt
Organism: Macrobrachium nipponense
Lineage: Eukaryota; Metazoa; Arthropoda; Malacostraca; Decapoda; Palaemonidae
Exons: 1
Coding region: 1-501 (166 amino acids)
Biological process (GO): chromatin remodeling
Cellular component (GO): nucleus
Source: RefSeq, a predicted model, not a curated record
AUGGUUGAAAAUUGCACUGUUAACAUCUUUAGUGCAUAUGCACCCCAGAUAGGAUGCUCAGAUGAAGAGAAAGAUCACUUCUGGUCGGAUUUAGAGGAGGAAAUGGAAAAGGUACCAGCAGAUGAAAGAUGCCUUGUCGGGGGAGAUCUGAAUGGGCACGUAGGCCAGAAUAACCAUGGGAUCAGUCGAAUACAUGGUGGGUAUGGCUAUGAUGAAAGAAAUGCACAGGGUGAGAGAAUUAUUGAUUUUGCUGUGUCCAAGGAUAUGGUACUGACAAACGCUUUUUACACCAAGCGGCAAGAACAUCUAGUUACGUACAAAAGCGGCGGAAGGUCCAGCCAGAUAGAUUACUUUAUGUAUAAGAGGAAAGAUUUACGCGAGGUAAAAGAUUGUAAGGUCAUACCAGGAGACCAUGUGAGUGUGCAACAUCGUUUGGUAGUGAUGGACUUGGUUAUGGAAAUUGAACAAAUAAGGAAGAAAAAAAUGCAGGGGCCAAAAUGA